AGUCGUGUGUUGUCGGACCAAGCCGGUGUGCCAGAGGGCAGUGCGAGCGCAGCGGCUCUCAGCGCUCGAGACAAGCACCAUUCAUCUGACCGCGGGCACACACCUGGUCGGGACCGAGGAGAACAGUUUAACCACGGAAACAGCUCCGCACAGCACCCGGGUUAAUCACUUAAGGAAUGUGGUGCCAUUAGGACGGGAGCCGAGAGCUGAAAGUUCAUAUCAACUUCAACUUUUAACUUAAUUUUCACCAACUUGGUGUGAAAGGAGGGACUUAUCAAGAAGGGAUCAUGGCCACAGGCGGAUUUAAGUCAAACGCUACGACAGACUUUCUGGAGGAAUGGAAGGCAAAACGGGAGAAAAUGAGAGCCAAAAUGCUGGGGGACAUUGCCGCAGCGACCGGUGCUCCCUUGGGCUCCGGUAACACAAACAGCAGCAGCCGCCACGCCGCUCCGCCGGGCACCGAGCUCACCAACAACGGAAACCCGGAGCGAAGCGCCUCCUCUGGGAACUGCCUCCCCUCCUCCUACUCGGUGGCUCGGUCCUCCUCCGGCACGGUUCUAAAGAGACCCGAGGAGGAAACGCACCACCCUGCCUCUCACCCUCCUGCACCCACUUCCACCCCGGUGAGCAACCUGAAGAAGGCCCCGCCUCAGACGGAGAAGGCUCAGUGCGCUUCCCCGGACUCCAGCCCCAUGGCUUGCAAUGACAGCGACAAGGAAAGUCCAUCACCCAGCAAGGGCAAGGAGAAGAAGAGCACCGGCCCCAGCGCCAGGAAGGGGAAAGGACAGAUAGAGAAGAGGAAGUUGAGGGAAAAGAGGAGAUCAACAGGUGUUGUCAGCAUACCAUCCAAUGAGAGCCUGGAUGAGCUGGACGAUGACGACGCAGGGGAGAAGGACAGGAGGGAGGAGGAGGAGCUGGUGCAGGCCAACACUUUCCAGAAUGAGUCCAUGACAGCCGACCCUUCCACCGGACACCUAAUGGAUACCCCGAGAUGCGGGAGCAGCCGGCACAAGAGCUCUGCAGGACCGGGGGGGUCCGAGGAGGAGGUGGGUGGGAACAGCAGGCAACGACACAACCGCCACGGCAGAGAUGGAGGUCUGGAGAAAAGGAUGGAGGAGCUGGAGAAGGAGUUGGCCAGAGAGCGUCAGGAGAACGCCAGGUUGCUGAAGGCCCAUCAGGACAAAGACGACCUCAUCGGGAAGCUGAAGGAGGAAAUUGACUUGCUGAACAGAGACCUGGAUGACAUUGAAGACGAGAAUGAGCAACUCAAACAGGAGAACAAGACUCUGCUGAAGGUGGUGGGUCAGCUGACAAGGUAGAACCGCUCUGCACAGCCCGGACCCGCCGCAAACAACCCAGCAGCCCCCCCCUGUUCUCUCCCCUCCUCCUGCCCUGGGUCAAGUCCACCACCGCGGCCUUUUCUUCUGUUUGAUUCUGUGUGUUACAGCUGAAACUGUAAAGUAGUCGUUCUCCGAGCCUCACAGCCUUAAAAUACAUCCCCGAGGUGAAAGCUGAGUGAACAAGGGGCUAACGUUGUCCUGUCCUGACAGUCGCCUGUCAUCGUAUACAUAUUUAAUGUAAAUGUAUUGUAUAUAGGCCAUUUAGAUCUGUUCAUUAUAUUGAUUUUUAAUAAGGUCUUAAAAAGCAAAACUAAAAUGAAUGUAUGUGCUGCAAAAACAAGUGCACACAAAGUCUUUUCACACACACAAAAAGUGCACACACCCAGUCAUCCAGGUCGAAUUAAUGACAUCUCCAGUGUUGCAGUGUUUGAGUUGUAUCUGAUGCCAGUGCAGAGCUGCUGUUUAGUAACACUUGGACCAAAUUCAACAGAAUUACUGCUACAGUACCAUCAGCCAAAGUGAGCAUAGUGCCUUGCAAUGCAUGUGAGAUUUUUAAACUAGGUGCUUUUUUUUUUUUUUAAUUAGUGCCAGAUUUACCUUCUUCCCAUAAUUCCUUGGUACAUUUGAAUCCCACUGGGGCGUCAACAAACCUGAAUAAAGAAAAUCAUAUUUUAAAUAUUUCCAAUUUAAAUGAUAAAGUUGGCACCAGCAAGACUUUAUAUCACUUAUACGCUUUAUGCAUCUUAAUGUUAGCAUCUGAAUAUUAUACCCGUCAGUGAUGAAAUGUUUUAGGGUGAAACCCAUGUCUAGUUUAUAUGUGGAUUCUUUAAAAAAAAAAAAAAAAAAAAAAAAAAGCGAUUUUGCUCUUGUUUACAGGUUAUGGCAAUAUUUGAUAGUUUAGCUGCUCUGUUUAUGGCAUCUAAGAUGUGUGGAGUGAGCUACAGUGCAUUUUCUUUUUUUGUAUGAUAACCAAAUGAACUGAAGGAACAUACUAUUUGAAAUGCAUCUCUUUUGUUUACUCAAGGGAACAGGUUUGGCUGGUAGAGGCAUUUUACUUCCUGUAUUUAGAUGAUUUUAUUCCAGCUGUUCAGCGAGCUGCUGCACCGCGGCAAAUAAUCUGUAGGUUUUAGACCGUCGAUAGAGAGCUCGGCUUCCACAUACACUCACAUGUUUUGAGGGGUAAAGAUCAUCGCCCUUUGCAGACGGAACAUCACAGACCCAUCUCUCUUCCCAUUACAUUAUGCAUGUACAGAGGAUUAAGUCAUUUAAUAAAAGUUUGAUUAUCUCUCUCCUCA
This is a messenger RNA of Seriola aureovittata, 2635 nucleotides long. RefSeq names its product PRKC, apoptosis, WT1, regulator (gene pawr). Gene Ontology annotation, cellular component: cytoplasm. The transcript has 7 exons. NCBI's taxonomy places the organism in Eukaryota, Metazoa, Chordata, Actinopteri, Carangiformes, Carangidae. Gene Ontology annotation, biological process: positive regulation of apoptotic process; apoptotic process. The record is from RefSeq and is a predicted model, not a curated record. Bases 288 to 1319 code for a protein of 343 amino acids.